CCACAUUUUGCCUUGGUUUCCCCUUUCCUUUGAAAGACAUAAACAUCAAAUCAAAUCAACGCACCAUAUUGUGCAUUUUUCACUGAAACAUCUUCUUAUAAGUAAUAAUGUAAUCUGCGCGCGGUGAAUGACAUCCUACUUACUUUUGUUCCCCAGAUGCCUGGAAUUCGCUUCAUGCAGUGCCACAAGUGUGGAAAGAGAAAGAACACGCUAAGGUCCUUGUUUCGCCACUUACACGCUGAGCAUGGGCACGAACAGAACUGGGUGUGUGGACUUGACGGAUGCCUGAGGACAUAUAGACAUUAUGGAGCUUACAGAAAGCAUGUUUCAAGGUACCAUUCAGGUCUCCUCGAAGGUACUGAGGAUAUGGAAGAGCCACAAGGGACAAAAGAAGGUGUAGACAAUGCGGAACAUGACAUUGAGGUGGUUCCUGGCAGCAGUGAGGGGGAUGAACUAUUCAGUGCAAACACAAGCUUUGCAGUGUCUGGAGAAAGAAGUUCAAGCUUGUCUACUGAUCAGUGUCCAAACUUAUUUAAACAGUUUGCGCAUCUACAAUUGAAAUGGAAAGAGGGAAAGCGCCUACCGAAUGCAACAAUUCAAGAAAUAUCCGCGGAUUUGGUGAUGUACCUUCAGUCUUUCGUAGCACAUUUUUUUACUGAGGCUCAUGGUGGCUUCAAAUCUGCCACAUCAUUCAUUCAGAAUGACUUAGCAAGGCUCAUUAAUGAUCAGGAACGUGAAAAAUAUUGGAAGUUCUGCAUGAACUUUGUAGAACCACAAACUAUCUGUCUUGGUAGGGACAUUAAUAGGAAGAAAGAAGUGUUUACUUAUGUUCCUGUACUGAAAGUAUUAACGAACUUGCUCGAAAGUCCUCAAGCUGACGCAAGAAUUAGGUCAAGAAAUUCAGGAGAUUAUCUUGUUGACGUUUUUGACGGCAAAGCAUUCCAAGAGCAUGCAUACUUUCAAGGAAAUACAAAGAAGCUGUGCAUUCAGUUGUAUACGGAUGAGUUUGAGGUUUGCGAUCCCCUCGGAAGCAAACGGGGAAAACACAAAAUAAUGUCAGUGUAUUAUACGCUUCUAAAUGGCCCACCAGAAACAAGGUCACAGCUUUCGUCAAUUCAUUUAGCUGUGCUAGCGAAGGAAAAAUUUGUUGUGAAAUAUGGUUUAAAGCGAAUUUUACAACCUCUUGUUAACGACAUUGCACAUCUUGAAACGACAGGCAUUUUUAUUAAUGGGGAAGUUUGCACAGGCUCAGUUUUAUUUGCCUGCGGAGACAACCUUUCUAUGCAUCGACUGGGAGGGUUCAGAUGUAGUUUCAGCAAAGGCAGAAUAUGUCGCCACUGCAUGGCUUUGAGCAGUGAAAUUGGAAGAAAGCACAGACCGGCAGACUUUGUUGAAAGAACGCCAGCUGCCCACGAUCGCCAAGUAAGCUUACUUCAAAGCGGGGUUAGCUGUCUCCCCAUAUAUGGCGUAAGGAGUGAGUGUGCUGUUAAAUUUUCAGGUUUUCAUGCGACGCAGCACCUUCCCCCGGACCUCAUGCAUGAUUUACUUGAAGGUGUAAUUCCAUUUUUGCUGAAGCACGUUCUCCUUUCUCUAGUGAAAAAAAGAAUCAUUACUUUAGAGUAUUUGAACUCUUCAAUUGUGGGCUACUGCUAUGUUGACAAUGACAGGCGGAACAAACCUGAGCAGUUGUCAAUGACAAUGUUGCAAGGCAGUAUAAAAGGAAGUGCAUCGCAACUAUUUUGUUUAUUUCGAUACUUGCCAUUCUACAUAGGUACACAGAUUCCAAAAGGAGUUGAAGAAUGGGAGCUUUACAUUUUGCUGCGAAAAAUAGUUGAUAUUCUCAUGAGCCGAAGAGUCACUAUGGAAUAUAUCGCUUAUGUAGACCGCCUCAUCUCUUGCUUUUGCGUUGACUUCACGGAAGUUUUUCGAGAUUUGGUUGAAGAGCUCAGGACUGGUGCAAUGCGGGAGGCCAAGUGGUUACUUGUAGACCCCUCGUAUAAGGGUGUCGAGCUGGUUUUUCUCAGCCCGGUACCAGUUGAGGUACGCAGUAACACUGGUAAUGUGACGUAUGACAAAGGACUGCACGAGACGAAGGAGGCUUACUUGUUUGGGUCCCCCUCGUAG
Dermacentor albipictus is the source of this 2124-nucleotide messenger RNA. NCBI's taxonomy places the organism in Eukaryota, Metazoa, Arthropoda, Arachnida, Ixodida, Ixodidae. The record is from RefSeq and is a predicted model, not a curated record.